Molecule: messenger RNA, 393 nt
Organism: Meloidogyne enterolobii
Lineage: Eukaryota; Metazoa; Nematoda; Chromadorea; Rhabditida; Meloidogynidae
Source: the annotation of a GenBank genome assembly
UUCUUCGCCUUCAUACACUUUUGUUCCAAUUCCAGAAAAGAGACAAAAAAUCUCUAUUUGGUGGAUAAUUGGAAUAGCUACACUUGCCCCUAUAUUUAUUGUUGUUAUGCUUUUUCUUGCUGUUUGGCUUCAGGAAAUGGGAAUUAUUUAAAUUAGACGAGAUUUACCUCAUUAUUAGGGCUGGGAAAAACAUGCAAAUGCAUGUUUUGUAUGCGGAUAUGCCUUGAUGAGAGAAGCCCAAAAAUGGUAUUUUUACAUUGGUCCGAGCAUUUUAGGACCCGGUUCCUAAUGCAUAUUUUUGCAUAUUUCGGCCCUCUCGUGCAUAUUUGCAUAUCGAUGCAUAUUUUGGCAAAUUUUGCAUAUUUUGCUCCAUAUUUCGGCAUAUUUUGGUAA